AUGCACCACGGAGACAAACGCACCGUCACGCACCAUCACUCCGUAAACAACAUCUCGCUUGAAACAAGCCUUAACGUCAUGGCGCCGAAACGCCGUAAACCUCCUAUACUACGCCAAUUUGCCCGUCUCCCCCAAGAACUCCAAGACCUAAUAUGGGCCUCCCGCGACCGCGAGCUUCGCCCCCUCCACCUUUCCCCCAGGCAACCCCGGGGGUUCCACCCCUUCCACCACCUCUUCUCACACCGGAUAUCCUUGCAAUUGGGGCCAGAUAUCUGCCAAGCCGCCCGAAAACAAGCCCUUAAGAACACAAUUUUCAUCAUCGAUUGCGUAGGGUUACGCGCGCCUAAUGGCAACGACAUCGAAGCCGCUACGUCGGACCCAGACUUCGUCGCCCUGUGCAGCAACGUAAGGGAGAUCGCGUUCAUGUACAAGGAGUUCAAAUACGGGAGUUAUGCGUCGACGCUCGUUACGAGGAGAGACUUGUUCCCAAAGUUGCAGAAACUGCAUUUGUUGUUGUCUGACUUACGGCCUAUUAUUCCCUACAAGCCGCGUCCCAGCUACUGGAGAAGCUUUGGGGAAUGGUGGGCUCGAUUACGUGGACAGGAACCGGAGGCGCCACUGCCGCCGUUAAGACAAAUCCUACCCCCUGUGCUGAAAAUCGACGACACGAUAUUUCAGGAACCGUGGCAGUUAGUGCAGAUUCCCGAGCUGAAGGGUACACUGCACCAGGAUAGUCUGAAAUACGGCAUGCCGCCGUGGAAACUACUGGAUUUCUACCAUCGGAAAUGGAAACCGUGCCGAGAAGAGCUAUUUCGCAAACAGCUCGCGGCGUGGAGGCUACAUCACGAAGGCAAGUUGGAGGAUAACAAGAAAGUUUUGCUUCAAGACACGUGGGGCGAGCCUCACAAUCACCCUCUGCUGAAGAAUUAUCAUCUCCCAUCCAUAGCUUACGACGAUCUGCCUCAAUUUGAACUGGUCGUGUUGAUUGAGAAGCCGGUCCAACAAAAACCCUCUGAAUUUGAACUGGAUGUUAGUACGGCUCUCAUGAACGCUUGGAGGUUCACAUUAUGGCUUCCCGGCAUGGUGGUAUUUUCGUUUAUUAUUGUUGUGUGUUUGCUUCUUUUCCUGGCGGUGGAUUUCUUCAUCCCCUAUUUGAGGCGGCUUCGAUCGAAAACUGUCGCUGGCUUUUGGACGGCGGCGGCAUGGCUGAAGUCGAAGGGGAUUUCCGCUUGA
Pseudomassariella vexata is the source of this 1233-nucleotide messenger RNA. RefSeq lists its product as uncharacterized. The coding region runs from base 1 to 1233 and encodes 410 amino acids. NCBI's taxonomy places the organism in Eukaryota, Fungi, Ascomycota, Sordariomycetes, Amphisphaeriales, Pseudomassariaceae. The transcript has a single exon. The record is from RefSeq and is a predicted model, not a curated record.